Messenger RNA from Nematolebias whitei (Rio pearlfish), 2037 nucleotides. Its product is annotated as properdin. The record is from RefSeq and is a predicted model, not a curated record. Lineage: Eukaryota; Metazoa; Chordata; Actinopteri; Cyprinodontiformes; Rivulidae. The transcript is spliced from 11 exons. The coding region runs from base 16 to 1752 and encodes 578 amino acids.
GCAACACGCUGCAGGAUGAUGGAGCCUCUGAGAGUUCUGCUGAUUUUGGUUCCCCUGCUGGUUUCUGUGGAGCGCUCAGAGUGUUUGCAGUGUUUUGGUUUCUUCAAUCUGAACUCAGGUGAGUGUGAAGCAGAGAUUGGCGAUGUGGAGGAAGACGACUGCUGUCAGAACCCAAACUACGGUUACAAGAGAGAAGAUGGAGUGUGUCAGUCGUGUGGUCCACCUGCCUGGUCUCCCUGGUCGUCUUGGUCCUUCUGUAACGUCCUGUGCGGUGAGGGAGUGAGGCAGAGAAGCAGGGCGUGUUACGGUAUCGGUGAAUCACAGUGUGAGAAACCUGCAGACGUACUACACGUAGAGCCGUGUAACGGCACCUGCUGCAACGAGCAGGGCUGGAGCUCGUGGCUCCCCUGGACCCCCUGCUCCGUCAGCUGUGAAGGAGAAGGAGUCCGGAAGAGGCUGAGAGUGUGCGCCAGUCCUCCUGAGUGUCAGGCGGGUUGCACGGGCCCCCCAGAAGAGACAGAGACCUGUGACUUGUCCCACAAGAAGUGUCCAGUCCAUGGGAGUUGGUCCAGAUGGACUGAUUGGUCUUCAUGCUCUGGUUCAUGUAUCAAUGACCAGCCGGACAGCAAAACCAUGCCUUCAAGAGAACGGCAGCGUUCCUGCUCAAACCCGGCCCCUUCCACAGACACCGAGCCACAGGGCAAUAGUUGCCCAGGAGACUCUGUCCAGAAACAGGACUGCAGUGAGUUGCCCAACUGUCCAGUGGAUGGCAACUGGGGAGCAUGGUCUGCACCUGGACCAUGCUCUGUCACAUGUGGGGAGGGGCUACAGCUGUCAUUAAGGAUGUGUGACAGCCCCGCCCCUAAAUAUGGUGGCAAAGUAUGUGAGGGGUCGAGCACUCAGAGCAACGUUUGUCAGAGUCCUUGUCCUGUUCAUGGUUUUUGGUCUGGUUGGUCAAACUGGGGAGAGUGUUCAUCUUCCUGUAUCCCACAAAACCAAUUUUCCUCCAGGACUCGCCACCGCUCAUGCUCUAACCCCACCCCAUCAUCAAACCCACGUGGCCACGCUUGUGAAGGUGAAGCCACCCAAAGGGAAAACUGUGACCACUUGCCAUACUGUCCAGUCAAUGGCAAUUGGGGUUCUUGGUCUCCCUAUACUCCUUGUCCUGUUACCUGUGGAGUGGGCCUUCAGGUGUCUGUCAGGAGUUGUGAUAACCCUUCCCCCAAACAUGGUGGUCAACCAUGUCCUGGAGAAGAAAGACAAACCACCAUCUGUUCAACCAACGUUCACUGUCCAGUGCAUGGUGUGUGGUCAGAGUGGAGCACGUGGGGAACAUGCAAAUAUCCAUUUGGUGAUAAGGACAUCCACUGCAAGCCAACAGGUGGCAGGCAAAGUCGAGAGCGCACGUGUCUUCAUCGAGCUCAUAAUGGAUCCUUCUGUGAAGGAAAUAAACUAUUGGACAGCCAGGUCUGCUACGAUGUUAACAACUGCCGCGAGGUCUGCCAAAUGAAAGGCACCUGGGACGGCUGGGGGGCAUGGCGAUAUUGUACUCCGUCUUGUGGAGAAAAGUCUAGACGUGUGAGGUUUUUAAUCUGUAAACCAGAUUAUAGUGACUACAGAAAAACCAUCGGCCGUCAAAAGGAAGAGGCAGCAUUUUCUGGAACCUCGAAACCCGACUGUGGCCAAGUACCUGAUGGAAUGACAAAAUAUGAGUUUCAAAACUGCCUUAAUGUUCCUCCCUGCACCAACUAACUUCAACAAAGUCAACACAUCCAAUGAAAUGUUACUUUACACUGGUGCAGUUUGUGCAAAAACUAAUCUGGAUGUUCAAAAUGACUUCAUUUGAUAAUUUUUGUUGCUUUCCAAUCAAACGUUUUUGCUCUUCUUUAGGUCAACUGGUUCACCUUUACAUGUGCUGCCACCUGAAGGGCACUUCAUUUAAAAAAUGAAACAAAAAUGAUUUGAACAGAUACAGAACACAUGAAUCAACAGUGGUGGCAGGUCCAUAUAAGCUAAUUGUUUUUAAUAAAUAAUUAC